Nycticebus coucang (slow loris) is the source of this 5142-nucleotide messenger RNA. RefSeq lists its product as uncharacterized. The coding region runs from base 1 to 5142 and encodes 1713 amino acids. The transcript is spliced from 6 exons. Lineage: Eukaryota; Metazoa; Chordata; Mammalia; Primates; Lorisidae. The record is from RefSeq and is a predicted model, not a curated record.
AUGAAGUCCACCAUCUUCUUUGCCUUUUCUCUGCUCCUGAUCCUUGAAAAGCAAUCAGCUGUGAUGGGAUUAUAUGGUGGAAUCAAAGACCAAUUACCUGGUAGAUCAUAUCAAUUGCUACGUGAACUAAAAGAUGAACGCUCUUUUGGACAAAAAGGCACACAAGAAGCUGGGUCCCAAAGGAGUUUGCUCAUUCACAGUGAAGAGCAUGUAGAUAACAAUAAUCAUAACUGGAAACAAAAAUAUAAUCAAGUUAAUUGGCAUAUGCAAUAUGAAAUGAAUAUGUUAGGACCAUAUCAAAAUGGAAAACAAGCACAACUAAAAAAACAAGGCAAAACUAAGAAUGAAGGAGAAGACCAUGAUACCUCACUAACUGUAUACCAUAUAGAUGGCGAGGAUAAUAAUGGGAUACAAAAUCCUUGUGAAAAUCGAGAGCAUGGUCUAUAUGUAAAGCUAAUACCAGACCAACAUCUGAAUACAGAAGGAAGGCCGCUGGUUCAUGUAAUAAGAAAAAAACGAACACUCUAUGGUGGACAAGAUUGGUCACAACACAAAACUGAUCAAGAAAUACCCCAGAGUGAAUAUAAAAUGUCAACAAAAUAUUUAGGGGUAAAACGAGCACCAAUCUAUUCUGCAUAUGAGCCACCUACUCCCCAAGUUGCAACCCACAAGACUUUUCCUGUCACAGAUGAGGACGUGGUAAUUGUCAAGAAGCAAGACUAUAACCAAAAGCUUAGUCGAGAUCCGGACAGACAACAAUCUGCAUCCCAAGUCACUGUCAUCAAAACACCACAACUGGAAUCUGGCAAGAAUUCAAUCCAGAUACACCAACCUGCAUCCCAAGUCACUGUUAUCAAAACACCACAGCUAGAAGCUGGCAAGAUCACCGUCGUCAAAACGCCACAGCUAGAAGCUGGUAUGAAUUCAAUCCAGAUACAUCAACCUAAAUCCCAAGUCACCACCGUCAUCAAAACACCACAGCUACAAGAUAGCAAGAAUUCUAUCCAGAUACACGAACCUGAAUCUCAGGUCACCACUGUCAUCAAAACACCACAGCAACAAGCUGACAGAAAUUCAAUCCAAAUACACGAAACUGGAUCCCAAGUCACCGUCGUCAAAACACCACAGCUACAAGCUAGCAAGAAUUCAAUCCAGAUACACCAACCGGAAUCCCAAGUCACCACAGUCAUCAAAACACCACAGCAACAAGCCGAUAACACUCAAAUCCAGAUACACCAACCAGCAUCCCAAGUCACCGUUGUCAAAACACCACAGCUAGAAGCUGGCAAGAGUUCAAUCCAGAUACACCAACCUGAAUCCCAAGUCACCACAGUCAUCAAAACACCACAGCAACAAGCUGACAGAAAUUCAAUCCAAAUACAUGAACCUGGAUCCCAAGUCACCACUGUCAUCAAAACACCACAGCAACAAGCUGAUGACACUCAAAUCCAGAUACACCAACCAGCAUCCCAAGUCACUAUUGUCAAAACGCCACAGCUAGAAGCUGGCCAGAAUUCAAUCCAGAUACACCAACCUGAAUCCCAAGUCACCACAGUCAUCAAAACACCACACCUAGAAGCUGGCAAGGAUUCUAUACAGAUACACGAACCUGAAUCUCAAGUCACCACAGUCAUCAAAACACCACAGCAGCAAGCUGACAACACUCAAAUCCAGAUACACCAACCAGCAUCCCAAGUCACCGUUGUCAAAACGCCACAGCUAGAAGCUGUCACCACUGUCAUCAAAACACCACAGCAGCAAGCUGACAACACUCAAAUCCAGAUACACCAACCAGCAUCCCAAGUCACUGUCAUCAAAACACCACAGCAACAAGCUGACAGAAAUUCAAUCCAAAUACAUGAACCUGGAUCUCAAUUCACCAUCGUCAAAACACCACAGCUAGAAGCUGGCCAGAAUUCAAUCCAGAUACACCAACCUGAAUCCCAAGUCACCACAGUCAUCAAAACACCGCAGCUACAGGAGAGCAAGAAUUCUAUCCAGAUACACGAACCUGAAUCUCAAGUCACCACUGUCAUCAAAACACCACAGCAACAAGAUGACAACACUCAAAUCCAGAUACACCAACCAGCAUCCCAAGUCACCGUUGUCAAAACGCCACAGCUAGAAGCUGGCCAGAAUUCAAUCCAGAUACACCAACCUGAAUCCCAAGUCACCACAGUCAUCAAAACACCACAGCAACAAGCUGACAGAAAUUCAAUCCAAAUACAUGAAUCUGGAUCCCAAGUCACCACUGUCAUCAAAACACCACAGCAACAAGCUGACAACACUCAAAUCCAGAUACACCAACCAGCAUCCCAAGUCACCGUUGUCAAAACGCCACAGCUAGAAGCUGGCCAGAAUUCAAUCCAGAUACACCAACCUGAAUCCCAAGUCACCACAGUCAUCAAAACACCACACCUAGAAGCUGGCAAGGAUUCUAUACAGAUACACGAACCUGAAUCUCAAGUCACCACAGUCAUCAAAACACCACAGCAGCAAGCUGACAACACUCAAAUCCAGAUACACCAACCAGCAUCCCAAGUCACCGUUGUCAAAACACCACGGCUAAAAGCUGGUAUGAAUUCUAUCCAGAUACACCAACCCGAAUCUCAAGUCACCACUGUUAUCAAAACACCACAGCAACAAGCUGACAACACUCCAAUUGAGAUACAGCAACCAGCAUCCCAAGUCACUGUCAUCAGAACACCACAGCUAGAAGCUGGCAAGAAUUCAAUCCAGAUACACGAACCUGAAUCUCAAGUCACCACCAUCAUCAAAACACCACAGCAACAAGCUGACAGAAAUUCAAUUCAAAUACAGAAAUCUGGAUCCCAAGUCACUGUCGUCAAAACACCACAGCUAAAAGCGGGCAGGAAUUCUAUCCUGAUCCAUGAACCUGAAUCCCAAGUCACCACUGUCAUCAAAACACCACAGCUAGAAGCUGGCAAGAAUUUGAUCCAGAUACACAAAACUGAACCUCAAGUCACCACCGUCAUCAAAACACCACAGCAACAAGCUGACAAUACUCCAAUCCAGAUACAGCAACCAGCAUCCCAAGUCACUGUCAUCAAAACACCACAGCUAGGAGCUGGCAAGAAUUUGAUCCAGAUACAUGAACCUGAAUCUCAAGUCACCACCGUCAUCAAAACACCACAGCUACAAGCUGACAGAAAUUCAUUCAAAAUACACAAAUCUGGAUCCCAAGUCACCAUCGUCAAAACACCACAGCAACCUGCAUCACAAGUCACUGUUGUCAAAACACCACAGCUACAAGCUGACACGAAGUCUAUUCAGAUACACGAAUCUGGAUCCCAAGUCACCACCGUCAUCAAAACACCACAACUACAAGCUGACAACCGUCCAAUCCAGAUUCAGCAACCUGCAUCCCAAGUCACUGUCAUCAAAACACCACAGCUAGAAGCUGGCAAGAAUUCAAUCCAGAUCAACGAACCUGGAUCCAAAGUCACUGUCAUCAAAACACCACAGCAACAAGCUGCUUUGAAGUCUAUCCAGAUACACGAAUCUGGAUCCCAAGUCACUGUUGUCAAAACACCACAGCUACAAGCUGACACGAAGUCUAUCCAGAUACAUGAAUCUGGAUCCCAAGUCACCACCGUCAUCAAAACCCCACAACUACAAGCUGACAACCGUCCAAUCCAUAUUCAGCAACCUGCAUCCCAAGUCACUGUCAUCAAAACACCACAGCAACAAGCUGACACAAAGUCUAUCCAGAUACAUGAAUCUGGAUCCCAGGUCACUGUUGUCAAAACACCACAGCAACAAGCUGACAAGAAUUCCAUUGAGAUACACCAACCAGGAUCCAAAGUCACUGUCAUCAAAACACCACAGCAACAAGGUAAUGAGAAUUCAAUCCAGAUACACCAACCAGCAUCCCAAGUCACGGUCGUCAAAACUCCACAGCUACAAGCUGACACAAAGUCUAUCCAGAUCAACGAACCUGGAUCUAAAGUCACUGUCUUCAAAACACCACAGCUACAAGCUGACACGAAGUCUAUUCAGAUACAUGAAUCUGGAUCCCAAGUCACCAUUGUCAAAACACCACAGCUAGAAGCUGACAUGAAGUCUAUCCAGAUACACAAACCUGGAUCUCAAGUCACUGUCAUCAAAACACCACAGCUAGAAGGUGGGAAGAAUUCAAUACAGAUACAGCAACCUGCAUCACAAGUCACUGUCAUCAAAACACCACAGCAACAAGCUGAGACAAAGUCUAUCCAGAUCAACGAACCUGGAUCCCAAAUCACUGUCGUCAAAACACCACAGCUACAAGCUGACACAAAGUCUAUCCAGAUACACAAAUCUGGAUCCCAAGUCACUGUCGUCAAAACACCACAGCUACAAGCUGACAAGAAUUCAAUCGAGAUACACCAACCUGGAUCCAAAUUCACUGUCAUCAAAACCCCACAGCUACAAGCUGACACAAAGUCUAUCCAGAUACACGAAUCUGGAUCCCAAGUCACUGUCGUCAAAACACCACAGCCACAAGCUGACACAAAGACUAUCCAGAUCAACAAACCUGGAUCCAAAAUCACUGUCAUCAAAACACCACAGCUACAAGCUGACACAAAAUCGCAAGUCACUGUCAUCAAAUCACAACCACUAGAAGCUGACAAGAAUACAAUCCAGAUACGACAACCUGUAUCCCACAUCACUGUCAUCAAAACACCACAGCUGGAAGCUGACAAGAAUCUAAACCUGAUACAAAAUCCUCAUCAAGUUCAAGAGUAUGCCCCAAAUGCAAAUAGAUUCCUUGCCCAAUAUAUAGCUAACGAACAAUAUCUACUCUACCAUGGACAAAAAAACAGAUACCAAAAGGAGUUCCACAAGAAGUAUAAUCUUAUAAUGAUAAAGCAUGAAGGUGACAACGGGACACAAAAUCUUAACCAAGAUGAAAGGCACAGCAAUGAUGUCUAUGCAAUUCCAUCACCAUAUUCAAGCAGAGUAAUAAAUCUAGUCCGUCAUAGACAACCUGGUAGACACCAGGAUGGAUCUAAAGACACUCGUGUUUCCCAAAAUGUUGACAAUAGCCUUAAAGUUCUGCAAGAUCAUGCUAACCAUGAAGGGUUUUCAAAACAUGCAAUGGCAAAGAUAAUCCAGUAUCCACAAAAAGCUAUCAGGCGUUAA